CCUGGCCCAGAGGCUGAUUUUCCUGUGUUUGUAGUGUGCUGUGAUUACCUGUGGCGCAGGUAAAUCCGCUCAGGCUCGUGGGGUGGCGCCGUUAUGUGCAAGUAUCUGCGAUUCCUUCCGCAACAGAAAGAAGGAAAAACUCUCCAGUACCUGCCUACACUUGCCGAUGCAUGGACAACACCCGUAAAACCAAUUAUUUCAUCCGUUUCACAAGUGUUUCCGAUACGUGAAACACUAUAUCCAGAGUCGUUUACGCUUUUGGAUAGAAAUAAGAAAUCGUAUCUAAGGUUAUAGGUGGAAUAUCAAAUGGACGACUAGUUAAAUCCUGGAGUUUCACCUGAAACUUGCGAGAUUUCCUCGAAGAGUCCACACGGGACUGAAAGUUACCCAGGGUGUGAAUACAGGAAGUACCUUGAAUUCAUCAUGGGGAGCAAAGAGAAAUAUCACUGGCAGACCCAGAAUGUGAAGGUCAGUGGUGUGGACGACAUGGUCCUCCUCUCCAAGAUCAGUGAAGAUGGCAUCACAGAUAACCUGAAGAAAAGAUACAUGGAUGACUUCAUUUUUACAUACAUUGGGUCUGUGCUGAUAUCAGUGAACCCUUUUAAACAGCUGCCAUAUUUCACAGAUCGUGAGAUUGAACUGUAUCAGGGAGCCGCGCAGUAUGAGAAUCCCCCCCACAUCUACGCUCUGGCCGACAAUAUGUACCGCAACAUGAUGAUUGACUCCGAGAACCAGUGUGUCAUUAUCAGCGGAGAGAGUGGAGCUGGAAAGACAGUGGCAGCCAAGUACAUUAUGAGCUACAUCUCCAAAGUCUCAGGAGGUGGACCUAAAGUUCAGCAUGUUAAAGAGAUAAUUCUCCAGUCUAACCCCCUCCUGGAGGCUUUUGGGAAUGCAAAAACCGUCCGCAACAACAACUCCAGUCGCUUUGGAAAAUAUUUUGAAAUUCAGUUCAGCCGAGGAGGAGAACCUGAUGGCGGAAAGAUCUCCAACUUCCUAUUGGAAAAAUCCAGAGUAGUGUCUCAGAACCAUGGGGAAAGGAAUUUCCAUAUAUAUUACCAGCUCUUGCAAGGAGCCACCAAGGAGCAGAGAGAGAAUUUAGGCGUCACUACCCCUGAUUACUACUUCUACUUAAACCAGUCUGACACAUACACCGUGGAGGACGUUAAUGACAAGAAGGAGUUUCAAGACACAAUGGCUGCCAUGUCGGUGGUCGGCCUGUCUUUGGAUGCACAGGACACUGUGCUGCAGAUUGUGGCAGGAAUCCUCCAUCUUGGCAACAUCACUUUCAGAGAGGAGGGCAACUAUGCUGUGGUGGAGAGUGAAGACUUCCUGGCAUUCCCGUCUUACCUGUUGGGAAUCAAUCAGGAUGGUCUAAAGAGCAAACUGACCAGUCGCAUCAUGGACAGCAAGUGGGGUGGCAAAACGGAGACUAUAUCUGUCACCUUGAACACGGAGCAGGCCUCCUUCACCCGAGACGCCCUGUCCAAAGCCCUGUAUUCUAGACUCUUUGACUACUUGGUUGAUACCAUAAACAAGGCAAUGCAGAAAGACCACGAGGAGUUCAACAUUGGAGUUCUGGACAUCUAUGGUUUUGAAAUUUUUCAGAAAAAUGGAUUUGAGCAAUUCUGCAUUAACUUUGUGAAUGAAAAACUGCAGCAGAUUUUUAUUGAGCUCACACUAAAAGCAGAGCAGGAAGAGUACGUACAGGAGGGAAUCAAAUGGACACCCAUUGAAUACUUUAACAACAAAGUUGUAUGUGAUUUAAUUGAGUCCAAACUGAAUCCUCCUGGCAUCAUGAGCAUCCUGGAUGAUGUGUGCGCCACCAUGCAUGCAAAAGGAGAGGGUGCAGAUCAGACCCUGUGUAUGAAGUGUGUGUCGUAUGAUGUGAGCGGCUUCUGUGAGAGAAACAGGGAUGUGCUGUUCAAUGACAUCAUCGAGCUCAUGCAGAGCAGUGAGUUCGCCUUCAUCAGAGAUUUGUUCCCAGAGAACCUUGAGGCUGAGAAACGGGGCCGUCCCACCACUGCAGGUUCAAAGAUUAAGAAACAGGCAAAUAAUCUGGUCCAGACAUUAAUGAAAUGCACCCCUCACUAUAUUCGAUGCAUCAAGCCCAAUGAGACCAAAAAGCCUCGCGACUGGGAGGAAAGCCGCGCCAAACACCAAGUAGAAUAUCUGGGACUGCGGGAGAACAUCCGGGUUCGCAGGGCUGGCUAUGCCUUCCGACGCGUCUUCAAGAAAUUCCUGCAAAGAUAUGCCAUCUUGACCAAAGAAACAUGGCCUCAGUGGAGAGGGGAUGAGAAACAGGGUGUCUUGCACCUUUUAAAAUCUGUCAACAUGGACUCAGACCAGUACCAGCUGGGCAAAACCAAAAUCUUCAUCAAGGCCCCAGAAUCUUUGUUCCUGCUGGAGGAGAUGAGGGAAAGGAAAUACAACGGAUAUGCUCGGGUAAUCCAGCAAGCCUGGCGCAAACACAUCGCUGUGCGCAAGUACGUCCGGAUGCGAGAGGAAGCCUCUGAUCUCUUGCUGAACAAGAAGGAGAGACGAAAGAACAGUCUGAACCGCAAUUUCAUGGGAGACUACAUUGGCAUGGACAACCAUCCAGAGAUUCGACAGUUCUUGGGUCGUAGGGAGAGGGUUGAUUUUGCUGACGUGGUGGUCAAAUAUGACCGCAGAUUUAAGACUGUCAAGCGUGACCUCAUUCUCACCCCAAAGUUCCUCUAUUUGAUUGGACGUGAGAAGGUGAAACAGGGUCCUGAGAAAGGCCAGAUUCGGGAGGUCUUGAAGAGAAAAAUAGAGGUGGAAAAGAUCCAGUCUGUCUCUCUUAGCACUUUACAGGAUGACCUCUUCAUAUUGCACGAGGAUCAAUACGACAGUGUGCUGCAGUCUGUCUUUAAAACCGAGUUCCUCAGUCUUCUGUUCAAGCGUUACGAGGAAAAAACACAGAAAAAGCUGCCGCUGAAGUUUAACAACCUACUUGAAUUUAAGGUGAAGAAAGGAGGAUGGGGUCCAUUUUCAUCUGCUGGCUCUCGACAGAUCCAGUUUCAGAUGGGUCAGGGUGAUGAAGCAGUUCUGAAGCCCAGCAGCAAAGUCCUGACUGUCAGUAUUGGACCCGGUCUGCCUAAAAACGCAAGACCCACUCGCCGUGACAACCGAAAAAGCAGGUACAUAGGGAACCAAAAUCGCAAUGUAGGCCAGUAUUCACGUGAGCCUCCUAAGUCUGAUCGUCGAGGAAGAGGAACCCAGGGGCAGCAUGCAGGUAGAAACUCUCUGCUCCGCCAGCAGUCCAGUAUGGAUCAGCCCACCCUUCCCAGACUCCGGGGAUCUAGCCGCAGUCAACGCGAGAGCCAGACCUACGCUGAUAUGGGCUUCAUGAAUGUUCCUGAUCAGGGCGUGGCUGGAAUGCAUCGCAGACGUUCAAAAGAGUGCAAGCCUCUUCCAGGUUCAGGGGGACCCAAACCCAAACCCAGACCCCGCACACCACAGUGCAGAGCAAUCUACGCUUAUGAUGCUCAGGACACAGAUGAACUCAGCUUUCAAGCAGAUGAUAUCAUAGAAAUCACAUAUGAAGAUCCUUCAGGUUGGUGGAAAGGCUGUCUUCGAGGGAAGGAAGGCAUGUUUCCUGGCAACUACGUCGAGAAGAUCUAAACCGGCAUGCUAUUAGACAGAAUGUGAUUCACUGCAGAAAUUCUAUCACGAAGAACAAAGCAUCAGCGUUAUAUCAAAGCCACUUUGUGCCGAAUCAUAUCCCCAAGAUCACUGAUGUUUACUACACAGGGUGCAAAAGGUGCCACCCUGACAAAGAUGUGUUGCUAACUUGCUACAUUAGACCACCUACAUAAAUCAGAUGACAUUUUUUAAUUUUUUUAAUAGAAAGUAAUGUUAGACGUAACUAGAAAAAAAACUAUAAUGCUGUUUCACCAUGUUAC
Sinocyclocheilus anshuiensis is the source of this 3923-nucleotide messenger RNA. RefSeq names its product unconventional myosin-Ie-like. Gene Ontology annotation, molecular function: actin filament binding; ATP binding; microfilament motor activity. The transcript is spliced from 27 exons. Lineage: Eukaryota; Metazoa; Chordata; Actinopteri; Cypriniformes; Cyprinidae. Gene Ontology annotation, biological process: endocytosis; actin filament organization. Bases 424 to 3642 code for a protein of 1072 amino acids. Gene Ontology annotation, cellular component: microvillus; actin cytoskeleton; myosin complex. The record is from RefSeq and is a predicted model, not a curated record.